This is a messenger RNA of Aspergillus versicolor CBS 583.65, 1329 nucleotides long. RefSeq lists its product as uncharacterized. NCBI's taxonomy places the organism in Eukaryota, Fungi, Ascomycota, Eurotiomycetes, Eurotiales, Aspergillaceae. The record is from RefSeq and is a predicted model, not a curated record. The transcript has 2 exons. Bases 162 to 1283 code for a protein of 373 amino acids.
CGAAUAUUAUAAGAUUAACCACAACCCCACAAUCAUAUUCGACCCUGGACGCUUUCACUAUUGCCAUCUCUCCCCUGUGUUACCACCGUCGUUCUUAAUAUCAACUUCGUGCUUUCCACCAACAACCCCUUCAUACCAGCAAUACUCUAUAUCUGAGAACGAUGGCGGCCCUGCCAGUCAAACUGCCCAAAAACAUUUCGGAAUGGCAGGAACAAAGCGCCAAAAUGGGUCUGACAGGCGAAACCAUCCACGGAGCAAAACCCGGUUCUGCCUCCAAGUUCGAAUACGACGACUUUUUACUGCUCCAAGUCAUAUGGGUGGAGCACAAAAUCGAAUAUCUGAAUAAGUUGCUGCCAGGAAUGACUGAACAUAUCGAAAAGGCAAACCAGAUGCUGAAAAGAUAUAAGUCAUGGGGCGCCUACUGCCGCGGAUUUGACGGUGGUAAUAUCAAUGAAGGAACAUUUGCGGUUGCACGCCACUAUCAGCUAGAGGUCUGUAACACCGACGACUCUGCGGAACCAGAUGCCUUGGUGACGCCCAUCGCACGACGAACUCGAGGCCAGCUACAUGAGGACAUGGCCGCGAUGAACAUCGGCACGCCCACCAGAAGCAGCGGGGUCGCCGAUUCAAUGGAGGCCCAAGAACUGGGGUUGGUCAUGGAUGAUGAUGACUCUCUGCUUGAUUACACUCCAAGUCCAUUCCGUCCAAUGACUCCAGUCCCGAAAGAAAUGGCGAGCGUGCUCUACCCUCCAUCCCUGGACGAACAGAUUGUGAAUUGUGCUUUAGUAAUUUUCCUAAACGCACUGACCAUCCAUUUCGACAUCAACAGUACCUGGACCCUUCAUAGAAAGGCAUUCAAAGCAGUAUUUGAUGGCGCUAGCUUCGAGGCCAGGGUCGAUGGAUAUCUCAACCACUGCGGCAAUCCCCGGGUUAUUAUCGAGGUGAAGCCCGCGAGUCGAUCCAGCAAGGAAUUUUCCAUACAAGUCCAGGAAAGUGCCCAGGUAGUCGCCUGGAUAAAAAGCGACGCCAACAAAGGCCAUCACGGCAAAAGACUCCGCCUUCAUCUCGCCCAGGACCGCCAUGAGAUCUAUUUAACAAUUGCUGAAUAUGACGAGGAGUAUGUCAAGUACCUAAACGACAAGGAUUCCCGCAGCGGUGCAUCUUUCAUGACGAUGCACCGUUUUGGCCCGUUUGAUACGCUUGAUCGCCAGCACAUACAAAAGGUGGGACCUAUUUUGUUAGCUAUAUCUCUGUGGGCGGGAUCGGAUACGUGGAAACAAUAAACUACUCUGAUAUGGGGCUGUAAUUAGAUACAGCGAGUUCUUCAUA